Messenger RNA from Adineta ricciae, 1575 nucleotides. Lineage: Eukaryota; Metazoa; Rotifera; Eurotatoria; Adinetida; Adinetidae. The record is from the annotation of a GenBank genome assembly.
AUGGAAACACCAACGAAUGCUGUUCCACCUUCGAUUCUUAAACCGUCGGCUCGCUCAAUAGCUACUUCGAAAUGGCCGAAUGAUCCAUCCACAAUCGACAAAUACAAUUGGUUACUGCACGUCAUGUACGGUCGAGGAGAAUACGAUCGUAUUCAGCAGUUCAUACGUGUUCAACCACAAACAAAUCCUUAUAUGACAUACGUUCAAGCGCUCGUAAAUCGACAAGAAGGACGAAUUGCUGAAGCGCUCGAUCUUUUUCAAAAAUCAGUGGUAGAAAAUCCAACACUGGUCAAUAUAAAACAAGUGGCAAAAUCAUUGGCAUUAUUAGGUCGUUACCGUGUGGCUAUUGAUGCCUACAAGGAAGCAUUAACGCGAACAACGAAUGAUUGGGAAGUCUUUCAUAAUUUAGGCUUAUGCUAUAUGCAAUUACGUGAAUUUAACGAAGCAAAACAAUAUUUCUUACAAGCACUGCAAGUUUCUGAGAUCCAAGAAGCAUCCUACAUAGCAUUAGGGAAAGUUUUAUUACUGGAAGGUGAACGCGACGAAGCAGAAGCUAUUUUCGAACGAGGUGCUAGACGUAAUCCUGAAUCUCCAACACUAUUUACACAUAUUGGACUCUUGGCAUUUGAAAGAGCACAUUAUACAAAAGCAUUUGAGUGUUUCGGCACAGCACUCACAUUUUGUCCAACGCAUAUUCCCGCUAUUAUGGCAGCAUGUCAAGUUAUUCAAAAGCAUGGCGAUGCAGAUGUAGCCUUGUCGAAAUAUCGAAUUAUUUAUGGACGAAAGCCGGAAUGUGCACAAGUCUGGAAUAAUAUUGGCAUGUGCUUUUUUUCCAAAAAGAAGUUUGUUGCCGCUGUUAGCUGUUUGAAACGUGCGAAUUAUUUAGCACCAUUCGAAUUGUAUGUACUUUAUAAUUUGGCACUUGUACAUUUAUAUUUACAGCAAAAUGCAUCCGCAGCAAUAUUUCUUCAGUCAGCUAUUCGAAUCAAUCGAAAACACGCACCAAGUUAUGCUCUCUUAGGUGUGGCAUUAUCGAAACUCAAUGAUUCAGAUAAUGCUGAACGUGCUUAUGCAUACUCACUUAAACUCGACUCAGCAGACCCAAUGACAUUGCUUAACUACGGUAUCUUUCAAGCAAAUACCGGUGUCUCUCCAGCAAAAAUUAAUUCCACUAUGCAACAAUUCCAUCGUUGUUAUGCUGAACGAGCAGCAGCAGCAGCAAAUCCACGUGAUAUAGAUGCAUCUAUGUUGGAUGUGGCUACGAAGUUGGGCUAUCCAGCACCACCUCCAGCUCCACCAUCCGAUCUUCCAACAGAAAAAUUAUCAUUCCCAUCAGGACUUCCACCGCCACCUGCAUUUCCAUUUUCAACGAAUUCUAAUCGACCAGCUGACGACAGCGCAUCUAAUGUACCACCACCACCACCACCAUCUGCAUCGUCUACACUUUCUCCAAGUGAUUCAACCAAGGAUGACGAUCCAACGAAACAAUCACCUCCAGAUGAACCUGAAGUGAAAACGAAAAUUUAUGAUGCCAAUCGUCAUAAACUACGACGAAUGAAACAGGAACCUACAUAG